AUGCCGUUUGCGCCAAGGCAAGAUAGCUGGGACUUCGGUAGCAAUAACGAAGAGGCCUCGGACGACGAGGAAGGUGAAGACUGGGAUGAGCUGGAGAAGAAGGCCAAACGCAAGGAUCGGGAGAGCGGGCUGGAGGAUGAGCACCGCAAGCAGAAGAAGAGACGAAAGUAGACAACACGUGAGGAUUGAGCAUUGCAUUGGCGAUGGUCUCUAGAGUCGGCUCACGCAUAGCCUCUAUGGAGUAUACUGGCUCACAGACUGUGUCUCUUCUCGUGGGAUGUGUUCAUGGCGACGCGAAUGUCUUGCAGACGAGCGUGCUUCUUUAAGCUUUGUGUGUUUCUCCGGUUUGUAAAUUAUAUUUGCUUUGAGGGGAAAAUGAGUAGUCCCGCUCCAGGAGGCAUUGGCAUAUCCUGAUGGCGCGAGCAGCAGCUGAACGAUAUGUGCCGGGUCGGAAUCGAGUUUGUUCUUAG
Molecule: messenger RNA, 470 nt
Organism: Pseudomassariella vexata
Lineage: Eukaryota; Fungi; Ascomycota; Sordariomycetes; Amphisphaeriales; Pseudomassariaceae
Exons: 2
Coding region: 1-171 (56 amino acids)
Source: RefSeq, a predicted model, not a curated record